Strigops habroptila (Kakapo) is the source of this 4359-nucleotide messenger RNA. It is a transcript of the gene IKZF1, whose product is annotated as IKAROS family zinc finger 1. Gene Ontology annotation, molecular function: DNA-binding transcription factor activity; RNA polymerase II cis-regulatory region sequence-specific DNA binding. The transcript is spliced from 9 exons. Gene Ontology annotation, biological process: regulation of transcription by RNA polymerase II. Lineage: Eukaryota; Metazoa; Chordata; Aves; Psittaciformes; Psittacidae. The record is from RefSeq and is a predicted model, not a curated record. Bases 1449 to 3173 code for a protein of 574 amino acids.
UCAUGCUUGCAGAAGAAAUAAGGGUGUACACCAAGCACUUCUAUACCACCUGUCAUAAAUACAUCACAUUUCCAGUAACUGAGCAGGUUACUAUUAUAGGGUUUUCCCUCCUGCAAGAGAAGCUGCGUUUCCCACUGACUACUUCAUUAAAAAUGGACCUAUUGAAAGCUCUUCAGUCCCAUAGGAACUGAUGCAAAUUGUUGAGUGGUAGCCACAAAAAGGUGGCUUUUUGUGUUUUGCAUGGUUGUAGUCAUUUCUGAGAGCUAUAUAUAGACGUUAAACAAAUUGUUUGUCUGGAAUUAAAGUUUAAGAACAGAAUAAAACAAGACAACAUUAUUGGAUAUUAAGCAGUGCUAUGGUACAUAUGCAACAAGCAGAAUGCUCUGUGAGAAUACAGAACUUUUUUUGCAGACCACUACCUGUUCCCCAACCCAUCCAUCUGCAGUCCUACAGUCUACACGCUCUCUUUUUGCAAGUCUGGCCUCAACAUGGUGAGGAAGCCAUCUUUGGUGGGGAAGGGGGAGGGACAGCAGAUCUCAGAUGUACUGGUGACAUUCAGAAGCAAGUGAGGAGACUUCUAAAAUGAAUAGAUAUGACCAUGGCUUAUUACACUUUCCCACUGCAGCUUGUCGGGUAGCAGGUUGAAAAUUUUUAUUUUUUGGGGGGAAAUAAUUUAUGUAAGUUGAGCUAAAAAGGUUAGGAUAAGGUUUGAACCCUUUUUGUAGAAACUCAAGCCACAUCCUCCUUCUGCUUCCAACCCUCAAGAAAAUGUGUCUCCUUUAGUUCUAGAAAACAGGGUUGAUGGGCCAGGUAGCACAGUUAUAAGGAACAGCAAAGAGCCAGCUCCUCUGCUUGGUAGGAUUUGAAGCCAGCCAUGCUAGUUAAAGAUGUGACCUAGUAUACCAUGGCUAAACAAAGAGCUUGUAGGCUUUUUGUUCCCUCCCCACCUGAGGCUACCUCAGCUACCCACACCAUACUUCAAGGUGGGGACCAGGUUGUGCUGGGACUACCUGCUCCAGCAGCACAUCUGUUGUCCAAGAGGCCACCAGCUGUCUGCAGCCAGUGCUCGAGCCCUGGGACCUGGAGGGUCCCCUUCCAACUGAAAACCUGAGUUUUGUUUCUACCCUACUAACCCUCUGCACGCUUCUCCCUGGUGCUUGUGGUCACUGGUCGCUGGCUCCUCGGAAGAUGGUGUGUCGCAAGCAGAGGGCAGGAGCUUCCCAGUAUCGCUUGCCACGCCGUGGAGGCAGCCAUCUGUCAGCAAAACAGGAAGGCACAGGUUCCCUUUCCCUCCUGGGCUUGUUUCGCUAUUUUCGGGAGCUGUACUUCUCCCCUGCUCAGCGCCAGGCUGGUGCGGUCUGAAGGAAGGGCUCCCGGGCGAGCAAGGGGCUAAAGCCUGAAGCUGCUGUUCUGCCCAUCUGCCGCGGCUGAAGGUGUAUUCAUUAUUAAUGGAGGUAGUGGUGGUUGCUGCUCAGCUAUGCAGCCCUGCCUGGGUAAAUGAGACAUUCUUUAGCAAAUUGCUUCGUUUUUUGAUUGCUGAUUAUAACUUGAGGAAAAUGGAAACAGAUGAGGCUCAAGAUAUGUCCCAGGUUUCAGGAAAGGAAAGUCCUCCAAUUAGUGAUGUGCCAGAUGAUGCAGAUGAACCUAUGCCUGUACCAGAGGACCUUUCAACUAGUACUGGAGGACAACAGAGUGCCAAGAAUGAGAGAUUCUUGGCUGCAUACAUGGCAGAAGGCUUUAGGGACUUUCAUGCAAUAAUUCCCAAAUCUUUUUCCCCUGGUAAUAUUAAAAUAGAGACUCAGAGUGAUGAAGAGAAUGGGCGUGCCUGUGAAAUGAAUGGGGAAGAAUGUGCGGAGGAUUUACGAAUGCUUGAUACCUCUGGAGAGAAAAUGAAUGGCUCACACAAUGGCCCAGGCAGCAAGGCUAUGUCAGGAGUUGGAGGCAUUCGACUUCCUAACGGAAAGCUAAAAUGUGAUAUCUGUGGGAUAAUUUGCAUCGGUCCCAAUGUGCUCAUGGUUCACAAACGAAGCCACACUGGAGAACGCCCUUUCCAAUGCAAUCAGUGCGGAGCCUCCUUUACACAGAAGGGCAACCUUCUGCGCCACAUAAAGUUGCAUUCGGGUGAAAAGCCCUUCAAGUGUCACCUAUGUAACUAUGCCUGCCGUCGCAGGGAUGCCCUUACGGGACACCUGAGGACUCACUCGGUUGGCAAACCUCAUAAAUGUGGAUACUGUGGUCGCAGCUAUAAGCAGCGCAGUUCUUUGGAAGAACAUAAAGAACGCUGUCAUAACUACCUGCAAACCAUGAAUAUCUCAAGCAGUCUUUAUUCAGUCAUAAAAGAGGAUACUAACCAGAGUGAAAUGGCUGAAGACCUGUGCAAGAUAGGGUCAGAAAGAUCCCUCGUGCUGGAUAGACUAGCAAGUAACGUCGCCAAACGUAAGAGCUCUAUGCCUCAGAAAUUUGUUGGUGAGAAAUGCCUGUCUGAUCUUCCAUACGAUGCCACCACCAACUAUGAGAAGGAAAAUGAGAUAAUGCAGACUCACGUUAUAGACCAGGCCAUUAAUAACGCCAUCAGUUACCUGGGGGCAGAGUCCUUGCGUCCCCUUGUCCAGACACCGCCAGGUGGUUCUGAGAUGGUGCCCGUCAUCAGCCCCAUGUAUCAGCUCCACAAACCUCUCGGGGACAAUCAGGUUCGUUCCAACCAUACAUCUCAGGACAGCGCAGUGGAAAACUUGUUGCUGCUUUCCAAAGCCAAAUCUGUCUCCUCUGAACGAGAUGCCUCCCCCAGCAACAGCUGCCAAGACUCAACAGAUACAGAGAGCAAUAACGAGGAACGCAGUGGUUUAAUCUACCUGACAAACCACAUAGGUCCCCAUGCAAGAAAUGGCAUCUCUAUAAAAGAAGAAAACAGGCAAUAUGAUGUCUUGAGGGCUGGUACUGACAAUUCCCAGGAUGCUUUUAAAGUGAUCAGCAGCAAUGGGGAACAAGUGAAAGUUUACAAGUGUGAACACUGUCGAGUCCUUUUCUUGGAUCACGUUAUGUAUACGAUCCAUAUGGGCUGCCAUGGGUUCCGUGAUCCUUUUGAAUGCAACAUGUGUGGCUACCAUAGCCAGGACAGGUACGAAUUCUCUUCCCACAUAACUCGAGGGGAGCACCGUUUCCACAUGAGUUAAAACUCCUCCAGCACAUAUCUAGCCUCAACAGCUGCGUUACUGGAGCUGCAUGAGCCACGGCAGCAGCGAAGCACAAGUCAGCUGGGCUGUGAAAGUAACAAAAGAAUCAGAAGUUCAGCUAUCUUCUCCCACAAGAAAAGUUUUCCUUUUGGUAGCAUGCAUUGCAACUCAGUUUUCUAAAAUGAGUACUAAAGUUUUUACUGAAAAUGUUUGAUCACCAAAACCCUUUAGUAAUGUAAGUAGGAGCUUUUGUAGUCACAUAGCUGAAAGCACUUCCCUUAACAGAUGCUUCUUGCAAACCUCCCUUGCCAAAACUGCUAACCAUGUGCAGGAUGCACCAUGCCAACGAGGACACAACGGGCAGGAGUGGCCAAGCUUUCUCACUUAACACCCUGAGCAUAGGUCUCUUACACCAGAUGUACUUUUUUUUGACUUCCUGGUAUUAUUUGACUCUUUUGGGAAGACUAAACUCGACUAAAGAUGGAGGUGCCCACCUCAGAUGGCUUCACAGACAGCUGGGGUGGGACGGGACCCUCCAACCAGAGGGUUCUGAGUUGCUUUGGUGGUAAACAUAGAACGUUUCCACCUGCAAGGGUGCUGCCUUGUUUGUGUCACUGGGCAGGCAAGCGGGUAUGUGAAAGAUAAAAGAAACACCCUUGUAAUAUACUCUGUGAAGUAUGAACUGCAUUUAAUGUAUAGAAAAAGGGUAUUGUUGGCUCUUUGAACAAAUGUUUUCUCUCCCUACCCAAUAAAACCCCACUUUUCGUUUAGCAACCCUUCCUCUCUCUGCAUAAACAAGUUACAAUGUAUUUAAUUGUUCUUUCUUUCUUUUUUAUGUUUUACUUAUUUAGAAAAGUAUGAUGUACAGUUGAGAAAAGCACUAGCUAGAAAUAUGUGUGGGGAAAGUCUCCUUACGCACAUUUUUCAUCUUUUUAAAAUGCCUGGAAAAUAUCCAAAUGUCCCUUUCUUACAUAUAAAAAAAUCCCCUUUUGCUUGCACAGAUGUCCUCUUGUAGAUUCUGUGGCUCUACUCAUAAGUGUUGCACUUAAUUAUUUUUAAAGCACUGACCCGAAUUAAAUCAGCCAGUCAAAAUUUGUAGCCUUCUCCUUUCUUCCUGGCGCUUGCUGUUUAAUGAAGGACCAAGCCCCACAAAGGUGCUGAGAACCCUGGCUUCCUAUUCAACAAA